GUGGGUUUGUUUCUCACAAUCUCUAAGUGCUUGUUUGUAUACCCUUUGAUUGUACAAUCCCAAACACAAUUCCGGCUAAAAUUCGAAUAUAUAAAUUCUAGGUUUCCCAUCCGAAUCACUAGAGAUCCUUACUACAUAUUCUCUCUUCGCUCUAUCAAUCAUCAUCACAUCAUCACAUUACUGUAAUAAAUCCACAGUUAUGAAUACUCCAAGUACUCCACAAUCACGCUCUACCGCAGCCGCAACCACAUCCGAAAUUCCCAAACCCAUCACGCCAUCACAAAUUCCCCUCCCCUCAACCCCAAUCUCGACCUCAAAACCAGCCGCCGAUCUCACUCACCCACAAACGCCCAUCCCAAAUUCAAAUUCAACAUCUUCCAUCGAAAAACUCGUACAAGCGGCUCAGAUUUCUCUCCCAGACACACUGACGCCUGUUGCGGCGACUUCUUCUGAUGUUCCUUCCCUAGUCCCAGUACCCAACAGCCCCAACAAAUCCACCCCCCGCCCACGCCCACACUUCCCACCCAAACCCAACAGACAAUCAAUCCUCGCCUCCCCAACCCCCACACCGGACAUUUCCCCUCUAAAACUCUCCUCUACCUCCUCUUCCUCUCUUUCUCAAUGUCUAUCUCGCCAUGCGGAUUAUCGGCACCAUCUAAGUUCGCCUGCUGAAUCUGGCGAUUUGGGGGAGGGGUCUUUGUUGAAGGAGAAGGAUGAGUAGAUGAGGUGCUUAGAUGGAUGAAUGUGGAUGGAUGUAUCUUACUCUUAGGUUCA
Messenger RNA from Botrytis cinerea B05.10, 774 nucleotides. RefSeq lists its product as hypothetical. The transcript is spliced from 3 exons. Bases 200 to 721 code for a protein of 173 amino acids. The record is from RefSeq and is a predicted model, not a curated record. NCBI's taxonomy places the organism in Eukaryota, Fungi, Ascomycota, Leotiomycetes, Helotiales, Sclerotiniaceae.